CCUGUUCGCCUGGAGGUUUGGUUAAGGAGGCGUCUGAUAGCAACGAGUGUUUCCUGAAGCACCUUAAAUGUCGAGGAAAGCACACCAAAAAGAUUUCUAAAGCAUCAGUGAUGAAGAAAGCAGAUAUGAUCAAUAAAAACAUGGUUCACCAGGUCCAGGCAGAGAGGGAUGCACUGGCUCUCAGUAAAAGCCCUUUCAUCGUGCACUUAUACUACUCACUUCAGUCAGCUAAUAAUGUCUAUUUGGUGAUGGAAUACCUUAUUGGUGGAGAUGUCAAGUCUCUUCUCCAUAUUUAUGGAUAUUUUGAUGAAGAAAUGGCUGUAAAGUAUAUUUCUGAAGCAGCGCUAGCUCUUGACUAUCUUCACAGGCAUGGGAUAAUCCACAGGGAUCUGAAGCCAGACAAUAUGCUCAUUUCUAAUCAAGGUCACAUAAAGUUGACAGAUUUUGGGCUUUCCAGAGUUACUCUGAACAGAGAGAUAAAUAUGAUAGAUAUCCUCACUACACCAUCAAUGGCAAAGCCAAAACAAGACUACUCACGUACUCCGGGGCAACUGUUGUCUCUCAUCAGCUCUCUGGGUUUUUAUACUCCUGUUGGAGUGAAAAUGCCAGGGCCCAAUUCGUAUCGAGGUUCUGAGGGUCUGCAUGGAGUGGUUUCUCCUGCAUCUAUAGUUCAAAAGGAAAAUACCCCUCUUUCAGCAAAGUUAUUCAAAACAUGUCUUGAUAAUUCUGCAUUAACCCCGGGGAUGCCAGUGAGGAGUUUAACUCCAACUCUACUUCAGUCAAGAAAAAGGUUUGGUACCUCCAGUGCCAGUAGUCAGUCACACACACGUGUGUCCAGUAUGGAAUCAGAAUGCUGCAGCAGCCCCAGGUGGGAGAAAGAUAUAGAGCAAACUGAGGAUGAACUAUGUUCUGCAACAGGCAAAACCAAUAACAGCGAGUCAGCUCUCCUUUCUAAUGUACAAUUACUGAAUGGCAAAGAUAUUAAAGAAUUAAAGAAAAAAGAACUUGAGCUGGCCAUUUCUCCCAUCAAUAGCAAUGAUUCUGGCAGCAGGCAGAAGUUAGGAACUGAACGUUCUGAUGUGACAGGUACUCCUGUGACUGCACUGGAUGUGAAAGGCAUAGUCAGAAAAUGUCUCUCUGAAAAUAAGAUUUGGGAAGAAAAACUUAUUGCGAAUAAAUGUGAUAUGACUAAUGAGACAGCAGAAGCUUCCAGUCAGCGGCAGUUACCUUCAUGUUUGAAUGAUCCCAUCAAGCCUGUCAAAGAGGAAGAAAUUCUUGAAAAGCCGGGUGUAAAAAGAAGCUUUGAACUAGUUGAUACUAGUCCUUGUCAGGAACUUAACUAUGUUAAAAAAAGCAACGCAGAAUACAAACGUGGCUGUCAAAUCUCAGAAUUUCAAGCAAACCAAAGGACAGGUUUGACAACAGAAAUUCAGUCCUUAAUGCUUUGUGAUGAUAGAUGCCUACAUGAGACCUGCAAAAGCAAGGAACAAGUUAAGGGUUAUACCGGUAAACGGCAAACACUAGAAAAAUCAGUUGCUCCAAUAAUAGCUAAAAAUCUUAUGUGUGUCCUGGAUGCAGAUUGUGACAAGGACGAUAAAAAGGAGUAUAUGAACUCAAGUUUCUUAGGCACUGAUGAUGAAAAGCCACUAGGAAUCCUUAGUGCAGACUCUGAUUUGUCCUUUCCUGAAAUGUCUGUUACAGAGAGCCAUUUAGAAAAGCAGCUUUUAGAUUUGGAUAAAAGCGUUAAAGACCUCUCCUUUGAAGAACCAAAACCUGAAGACAUGCUAGUAACAUCACCGAAUUCCCAAGAUGCCUCACAAAACGGAGAAGAGCAUAUUGUCCAGGACUGCAAGUUGUUAUGUCGUGUGCAGGAUAAUGACCAAAAACACGUGGCGGAAACUUACCUUGACACAGUAUCUUCUUCAGAAAAGAUAAUGAAAACAAUGAAUCUCUUCAAAAAAAAUGCCGUUGUUUUUCGAAGUUAUAACAGUCCAAUUAAUGUAUCCAAUGCAUCUGAGCCAUGUAGUAUGGCUUCCUUGGAUAUAAUGGAUCUUUCACCUGCUUGUAGUGGGUCUUACCCGACAGCUAUUACUCCAUCACAGAAAGGAAGACCACAUAGGGUAUAUCAGACACCUCAUCAGGGAGAUGCUGACACACCAUACAGAACUCCAAAGAGUGUAAGAAGAGGAGCUGCCCCAGUAGAAGGUGAACGCAUCUUAGGGACUCCAGACUACCUGGCACCUGAGCUGCUUUUGACAAAGCCUCAUGGUUCUGCUGUAGACUGGUGGGCUCUUGGAGUUUGUCUGUUUGAGUUUCUAACUGGAAUUCCACCUUUUAACGAUGAAACACCAACACAGGUCUUCCAAAAUAUUUUGAAAAGAGAUAUUCCCUGGCCUGAAGGUGAAGAAAAGCUGUCUGAUAAUGCCCAAAAUGCAAUAGAUAUUCUUUUAACAAUUGACAGUACUAAGAGGGCUGGACUGAAGGAACUGAAACAUCACCCUCUCUUUCAUGAUGUAGACUGGGAUAAUCUGCAGCAUCAAACUAUGCCUUUUAUACCUCAGCCGGAUGAUGAAACUGAUACCUCUUAUUUUGAAGCUAGAAACAACGCCCAGCACCUGACCGUGUCUGGAUUUAGUCUAUAGCAUCAAGAUAAAUGAAACUGCUCCAUGUUUUUUGCACACUUACAGGUUGUCCAAUAACACUAGUUUGGUCUUGCUAAGUUUUCUUGCCAAAUUUAGAGUGUUUUAAGUGAUCAAUCUGCUUUUGUUAUUGUUUCCUUUAUUCUAAAGUGAAACUACUGUACAAAACUUAGCUGGUAUCAAGUGCCUUUAUGCUACUUUUUAUUUAUCUCACUUACUGCACCUUACUGAGAGGCUGGAGUGUUGUAUUUCUUAGUAACACUUUACUUGGCAAAAGAUUGUUCUUUUGUUUGUUUUUAAGUGAUGUGAAACCAAUUAGGAGGUGGGGAACUAUUUUACAGUUAAUAGGGAAGGGACAUACAUGCAUGCGAAUUGCUUUAUAUACAACUUACCUACCUGUGUUUCAGUGUAUUCUCAUUUGGGAGUAAUCCUUUGUAGCCAACUUGAAUAUAUACCCAUUGUGCCAAACUGGUAUUCCCAUUCGUGAUGGGAAACUAAUACCUUAACACAAUGUUGAAACAACUUAUUUCUGUUUAUCUUCUUCCAAGAAGGGUUAAGAUGGGCAGCGUUGUUCAACGUUAACUCAGCAGUACACAUCCUGUCAGUGUUGUGAAGAUUGCCAAUAGUUCUGCUGGUUCGUCCUUUCCUAGACAAAUGGAGUAAGGAAAGAAAGCUUGGGGCAAUUCUGUUAGAUAAAUACUUUGUUGAAAUUGUUAUAUUGUAGCCACUUACUACAUCCAGUAGGAGGACUGAUUUCAGCAGCACACAUUUUAGCAAUUACUUUUUAAAUAGAAAACACUGUGUAGUGUGUGUGUGUUUGCAUUCUUUGUGUCAGAUGUUGGAAAACAAAAAAAAAAUAUCACCUGAGUGUUGGCUAAUAAGUGAAAUAUUAUUGCUAUUGAAGCUGCUAUAUAUUAAAGACUAAUGCAUUGCAAGUUAACAGACUAUUGUGUCGUAAAUUCACAACCUGAUUUCAGAUUUCACUAGAACUUCAGUUAUUUUCAGUAUUAUAUUUUCUAAUUGGGCAAAAAUGUAUUUAAAUAUACCUCAAAAAUGAACAUGAGAAAAUUUGCCUAGGGGCUAGUUCUUAAGUCUGUUGUAGCUAAUACUGGUUAAAUUAUCUCUAAAUUUUUUUUCUUUUUUCCUGCAUAGGUAUCUUUCUCAGCUGACUUAUUGAAGAUUUUUUUUUUUUCGGGUUUGUACUUGUUAGUUAAAAGAUAGCUCAUGCUGGAUGGUGGUGCCAUAGCUCUAUGCCAGAAGCCUAGCAUUUUGCUUGUAACUCUUGCCAAGUGGCUUUUCAGAUUGUUUUGUGAAUUGACAUUUCAUUGCCCGGGAAUGAGUUGUCCCUUCAUUGCCCUUCUUCCUGGAACACAAGGUUUAGUGAAUGGAAUUCUGAGUAAACGCUCUGCUAGGCUUCCUGCUUGUCCUUCCAGAUAGCCAAGCAAGAAUCGGGAAGGGAGUGGAAAAAAAUCCACAAAAGAGACAAAAGAGAGCUAAUUACUAACAGUUCAGAAUGCUUGUGUUAUUGUGCACGUUGACCUAGAGCUGAGAUUCACGAUAUUGAAAUAGAAUUUUGGAAAGUUGCAAGACAUUUGUGACUCUUACUCCCUUCACUAAGGGCUUCAAUUUCUGAAAACUUCUAAACUUACUGAAAUUAAUGCUACAUGAAAAAAGAUGAGUAAAGAAUUGCAUGUAAUAUUACUUGAAGCAUGAUCACUAGAAGACUCAUUCUCUGAAUAUGAACAGAAGUUCUUUAGCAUGACUUUGUAUUAAAAACACAGACUUCUCCUUUGUGUACUUAGAAUGUACUGAACUCCGACCAAAAAUAAUACCUUGAUUGAAACAGUCGCUGGUAUUUUAUGCAAUUCAUUGCUACACUUGUAGCAAUGUUUAGAAAAAAACUAGUCUUCCUUAGCAUGAAACUGACAUUCUCAUAAAAGUCCUCUAUAAAAACAUGCUGGGAAAUAAUGUCAAUUUAACCUACUGAACACAACAGUUUUGGUGUUACAGCUGGCUACAACAUUUCCCACUUUGCAGUGUAAUACAUUGCCAUUAUGGUUAAGAAUCAUUUCAAGGCAUUAGUGGCUAUUUAUCUUCAAAAUGUCAGACUACUGCAAUUUUUUUUCCUGAUCAGCUGCAAGGAUCAAGCAAGCUUUAAUUUGUAACUCUUUUAACCCAUUACAAUGAACUGCAGAACUCCUUAAAGCUCUGACUUAAGUAGUCUAACAUAGAACUAGAGACGAUAGUGUCCUGAAGCAUUAUGCAGAAAGAAUCUUUAUAACUUAUUACUCUAAAAAUCUCAAACCUUCUAGAAAUCAUGGUUUUUCUACCAUAGUUUUAUGAUGCAAUACAAAAGCAAAUACUAUAGAACCAUAUAUAAACCAGCUGCUCCAUUAGAAUGCCUAAUGCAACAUGCUGCAGUAGUAGCUAUGUACACUGCUUCUAUAACUGAUUUUGGUUAAAUUUUGCACAACUAGCACUGAGACUUAUUAUACCCCAUUCUAUUCAAUAUCUUGUUUUUAUACUAAACUCCAUGUUUGCUAUGAUCAGGAUUACAUGUUGAUUGCUUUUAGAAAUCAAUGUCCUAGCUUGAUUCUUCAACGUACACUGUCUCAAAGAGCCUCCUUGUUAAUGCAAGUGUGUGUGAGGGGAAGUAUGGUGAUGCUGCUCAACUUGAAAGAUGCUACAGGGAAAAGUACAAAACAAACAAACAAAAACAAAACAAAAAAAAAUCAGAUGUGGUAGCUGAAGAUGAUUAAAGCUGCUUCCUGUUAGUAAUCAUCUGCAGCUGUGGGCUAUGAUAGGUAGCAGCUGGCUGCCAGUUUUAUUUUUGAAGGCCUAGGCUUCUCUUCAUGUGCUUACCCUACAUAUAAACACUAUAGCUCCCAUGUUAUCCUAGGGGGCAGUUUAUCUGUUGUUACCUGGACAGAAGUGUGCAAAAAACUGUAAAGAAACAGUAACUGUCACACUUCCUUAUACAGCAAUAGCUGGCUCAGACAACUGUCACUACCUGUAACUUGCAGUUAUGCUCACCUACUUGUUGCACGAGCUUGGAGAUAAAGAUGCUGAAAUGUUGACAUGUGUUUUGAGCUAGUGGGUCCCAGUUUCAAUAUGAUUAGGGUUCACCUAUGGCUACUGUUUCAGUAAACUGUAUUAUUUUGUUAUCUCUUAACUUUUCUAAAACUAUAC
Messenger RNA from Struthio camelus australis, 5828 nucleotides. It is a transcript of the gene MASTL, whose product is annotated as microtubule associated serine/threonine kinase like. Gene Ontology annotation, biological process: peptidyl-serine phosphorylation; intracellular signal transduction. Lineage: Eukaryota; Metazoa; Chordata; Aves; Struthioniformes; Struthionidae. The record is from RefSeq and is a predicted model, not a curated record. Gene Ontology annotation, molecular function: ATP binding; protein serine/threonine kinase activity.